This is a messenger RNA of Galleria mellonella (greater wax moth), 1511 nucleotides long. RefSeq names its product mediator of RNA polymerase II transcription subunit 6 (gene MED6). Gene Ontology annotation, cellular component: mediator complex; core mediator complex. Gene Ontology annotation, molecular function: transcription coactivator activity. Gene Ontology annotation, biological process: regulation of transcription by RNA polymerase II. The record is from RefSeq and is a predicted model, not a curated record. The transcript is spliced from 5 exons. Lineage: Eukaryota; Metazoa; Arthropoda; Insecta; Lepidoptera; Pyralidae. Bases 199 to 1053 code for a protein of 284 amino acids.
UUAUCGUGCCAAAAAAAAAAAAAAGAAAUUGACACUUGGUGUGUUUUAUAUUUAGAUGUUUUCUUUCUAAUUUUUGAGAGAAGCUUUUAUAUUAAAUACAUUAUUUAGAUUCCGUUGAAUUUUGUAUCCAAAUUUUUUGUUAAUAUUUGAUUUUACCUACCUACCUAAAGUCUGUUUUAAUUAUAACUUACUAGCAAGAUGAUGCCUGGAAGAAUCGGUAAUAUGCCAAUUUCAUCAGAAAAUCCUUUAGGACUUUCAUGGCAUGAUUCUGCUUGGAUCCCAAUGUUAAGUCCUUCUAACAUAAUGGAUUAUUUUUCUGAGCGAUCUAACCCUUUUUUUGAUCGUACCUGCAAUAACGAAGUUGUUAAAAUGCAGCGCUUAAGCAUGGAUCAAUUACAAAAUAUGACAGGUUUGGAAUAUAUACUCCUACAUGUGCAAGAUCCUAUUUUGUAUGUGAUUCGUAAACAACAUCGAUAUGGACCCAAUCAAGCCACUCCAUUAGCCGAUUAUUACAUUAUUGCGGGCAUUGUGUACCAAGCUCCAGAUUUAGCAAGCGUUUUAAACUCUAGAUUGCUGUCCGCUGUCCAUCAUCUACAGUGUUCAUUUGAGGAAACUAUGUCAUAUUCAAAAUAUCACCCUAGCAAAGGUUAUUGGUGGGAUUUCAAAGCAACAAAACCUGGUAUAAGUCCAUUUAAUGCAGGCCAAUCAGUUCCUAAAGAAGUUUCAAGUACACCAAAGGAGGAACCGUCGACAUUGUUCCAACGUCAAAGAGUGGAUAUGUUGCUGGCUGAACUUGUUAGACAAUUUCCUUUACCAAUAGCACAAACUACACCUAAUCAGGCAAAUGGUGUAACAAUAAAGAGUGAAAACACAAAUGAUAAAGACAAGACAGAUAAUGGCAAUGUUAACAACAUAACAAUAAAACAGGAACCAGUAGAUUCCAGUAGUACAGACAUGACUAAUGGCAAUAUAUCAGGACAUGCUGAAAUUAAAACUGAAAUCAAGCAAGAAAAUAUGAAACCUCCUCCAGAAAAAAAACCAAGAACACUAUAAAUAUCUAAAAUACACUUAUAAGUUACUUAGUCAGUUAGCUUUUACCUGCAGCUUCGUACGAGUAGACAUUAAAAGUAGGAAAAUCAAUUAAAUAGACCACUUUUAUAUUAAGUAUAUCAAGAUAAAACAUAUGCCAAUUUGGUGUAGUAAGUUUUAAUGUGAUGAUACAAAAUUUCUAAAAAUUAUUGUUUCCAUUUCUAUAGCUGUUAUUAAGACCCCACAUAUAUUUUUCUCUUAAAUAUUUCCCAUGUACAGACAUUGACUUAUUACAAUUUUAUUAUAUUAAUAUGAUUAAGAUAUAUGAAUAGAUUUUCGGGAUAAUAUUUUAAUUAUACCUAUGCCAUUUUUAAGGGUUUACGGAUAAUGAGCAUAAUAAAUAUAUUCUAUGAUACUUAUGGUACUGUUUAUGUCUACAGUAGGAUGAUUAAUACUACUUUUAAUAAAAUGGAACAUCAACU